Messenger RNA from Nezara viridula (southern green stink bug), 423 nucleotides. The record is from the annotation of a GenBank genome assembly. Lineage: Eukaryota; Metazoa; Arthropoda; Insecta; Hemiptera; Pentatomidae.
AUGCAGCCAACCGCAGGAUACCGUUUCAUAACCUCUUCUAUUCCUCUUCCUAUUCCAUGUCUCCUCCUCCUCUCCUUAGAACGUUUUCCUAGGCUUCGUUUUGCAAUAAACAAACUAGAUCAUGUGGUGGGCCUGGAGACACUGUAUGGCGUCCUGAUGGAGGAGCACCUCGGCCUGCAGCUGUGCCUCCAGGAGACGACGAGGAGGCUGCGGGCCGAAGAGCGGCGGUCGAAGGAGCUGGAGGAGAAGAGGAACCCGAUCAACGUGGCCCUGGCCGAGCGGAUAGGCCAGCUUGAGGCAGAGGCGGAGGGACUAAGGAGGACCGUCGCAGAGCUACGGGAGGAGAACGACCACCUCGAGUUCAGGCUCUUGGAGAUGGACGAGGUACCCAUCAAGGUCAGUACGAAACUUCUUUUAGCGUAG